Molecule: messenger RNA, 528 nt
Organism: Lontra canadensis (Northern American river otter)
Lineage: Eukaryota; Metazoa; Chordata; Mammalia; Carnivora; Mustelidae
Gene: CRYGC
Product: crystallin gamma C
Exons: 3
Coding region: 1-528 (175 amino acids)
Biological process (GO): visual perception; lens development in camera-type eye
Molecular function (GO): structural constituent of eye lens
Source: RefSeq, a predicted model, not a curated record
AUGGGGAAGAUCACCUUCUACGAGGACCGCGGCUUCCAGGGCCGCUGCUACGAGUGCAGCAGCGACUGCCCCAACCUGCAGCCCUACUUCAGCCGCUGCAACUCGGUGCGCGUGGACAGCGGCUGCUGGAUGCUCUAUGAGCGCCCCAACUACCAGGGCCACCAGUACUUCCUGCGGCGCGGGGACUACCCGGACUACCAGCAGUGGCUGGGCUUCAGCGACUCCAUCCGCUCUUGCUGUCUCAUCCCCCAGCAGGCAAGCUCCCACAGGCUGCGGCUGUAUGAGAGAGAGGACCACAAAGGCCUCAUGACGGAGUUGAGCGAGGACUGCUCCUGCAUCCAGGACCGCUUCCGCCUGAGUGAGGUCCGCUCCCUCCACGUGCUGGAGGGCUGCUGGAUCCUCUACGAGCUUCCCAACUACCAGGGGCGUCAGUACCUGCUGAGGCCCCAAGAAUACAGGCGCUACCACGACUGGGGGGCCAUGGAUGCUAAGGCAGGCUCUUUGCGGAGGGCGGUGGAUUUAUACUGA